Molecule: messenger RNA, 756 nt
Organism: Saccostrea cuccullata (small rock oyster)
Lineage: Eukaryota; Metazoa; Mollusca; Bivalvia; Ostreida; Ostreidae
Product: craniofacial development protein 2-like
Exons: 1
Coding region: 1-756 (251 amino acids)
Biological process (GO): chromatin remodeling
Cellular component (GO): nucleus
Source: RefSeq, a predicted model, not a curated record
AUGCUAUCCCUAGAGGCUCAACGUGCUCUCAUCGGAUGGGAACCUGUCAACUCCGGCAUAAUAACAACCAAGUUUAACACCAAGGAAAGUAAGAUCAAGUUAAACAUCAUACAAUUUUAUGCUCCCACAAAUGAUGCAGAUGAGGAAAAGAAUGACGCCUUUUACCAACAACUACAGGCAGUCUUGGAUAAAACAGGCAAGAAAGACAUGACAGUACUCAUGGGCGACUUCAAUGCCAAAAUUGGAGGUGACAACACAGGCUACAUUGAAGUCAUGGGUACACAUGGGCUGGGCUACAUGAAUGAGAACGGUGAGAGAUUUGCAGGCCUGUGCUCACUUAACCAGAUGGUAAUAGGUGAAAGCAUCUUCCCUCAUAAAAGAAUUCACAAGGCCACAUGGAGAUCCCCUGACCAUGUUACAGAGAACCAGAUCGACCAUAUCUGCAUUAACAAGAAAUUUAGAAGAGCAUGGAAAGAUGUCAGGGUGAUGAGUGGAGCAGACAUUUCAUCAGACCACCAUCUGCUGAUGACGGCAUUAAGGCUGCGCCUCAAGAAGUUCAACAACGCAACAAACAGGAGGACAAGGUACAACGUGAGUGCCCUCAAAACAAAGGAAGUGAAGACAGUAUUCCAUCUCAGCUUGUCAAAUAGAUUCCAGCUACUACAGGACCAGCUAGAAAACAAUGAUACCAACAUAGAGACCCCCCAAUGGCAGUCAUCAAGGAAAUGUGGCAAGGCACAUGCGAGGAAGUCCUAG